GAGGAAAGGAUAGAAAGAGACGAGACAGCCGUCUAACAAAACCUAAUUAUUACGCCAACCACGAAGACUUAAAAAACACAAAAAUUCGGAAGUCGUCUUCCUCAAAAUUCAGAUCGUUCCUUUGAAAACCGGAAUUAGGGUUUCCCAAUCUCCCUGGCUUUCUAUCCUUUUGUUGCAGAUACAGGUAAUUUCUUCAUCGUCUCCACGUGAUGAUAUUGUUAGGCUUUUGAUGUAGGAAAUAUACUUGGAAUCUAUCUAGACUUGGGUCUGUCGCCAAAUCUAAGAAAUAGUUCUGAAGGAUUUUGAUGGGGGCCCUUUUGAGCUUGGCUGGGACUAAGACAAGGACAAACGAGUACGGUGAGAUUUCACAAAUUGAUACCUCUAAAAGGCAGAGAAUGUCAUCAGACUUUGAUGAAGAGAACCCGAGGCUGAUUCCUAGCCUCCCUGACGAGAUAUCAGUUCAGAUUCUUGCAAGACUACCGAGGAUUUGCUAUUUGAGUAUGAGGUUGGUGUCAAGGAGUUGGUGCACUGCCAUUAGGAGUCCUGAAGUCUUUCAAAUUAGAAAAGAACUUGGAACAACAGAAGAAUGGUUGUAUGUGCUGACAAAGGUUGAAGAUGAUAAGCUUCUUUGGCAUGCUUUGGACCCUUUGUCAAAAAAAUGGCAAAGGUUGCCGCCGAUGCCCAAUGUUGUUUAUGAAGAAGAAUCCAAGAGGGGUUUAUCUGGGCUUCGGAUGUGGAAUGUGGUGGGCUCAAGCAUCAAGAUCGCAGACGUGAUAAGAGGCUGGCUUGGGCGGAAGGACUCAUUAGAUCGGAUGCCAUUUUGUGGUUGUGCAAUUGGGGCUGUAGAUGGCUGUCUCUACGUGUUGGGGGGAUUCUCCAGACUUUCAGCCAUGAGUUGUGUCUGGCGAUACGAUCCCUGUGUAAAUAUGUGGAGCGAAGUUACAUCCAUGACCGUUGCUAGGGCUUAUUGUAAGACGGGUAUCUUAAACAACAAGCUUUAUGUUGUUGGAGGUGUGAGUAGGGGAAGAGGUGGGUUGACUCCUCUGCAAUCUGCUGAAGUAUUCGAUCCGCAUACAGGUAUGUGGACCCAGGUACCAAGCAUGCCCUUCUCCAGAGCUCAGGUACUGCCAACUGCAUUUUUAGCUGACAUGCUGAAGCCCAUUGCAACUGGGAUGACUUCAUAUAGGGGAAGGUUGUGCGUGCCCCAGAGUUUAUAUUCGUGGCCAUUUUUCGUUGAUGUUGGUGGGGAAAUUUAUGAUCCUGAGACAAAUUCCUGGGUAGAAAUGCCUACUGGUAUGGGAGAGGGUUGGCCUGCAAGGCAGGCCGGUACAAAGUUGAGUAUAGUAGUAGAUGGGGAAUUAUAUGCACUGGAUCCUUCAAGUUCCUUAGACAGUGGUAAGAUCAAGAUAUAUGACCCACAAGAGGAUGCUUGGAAAGUUGUUGUAGGAAGGGUCCCAAUUCGUGAUUUUACCGAUUCAGAAUCCCCCUAUUUACUUGCAGGCUUCCUUGGGAAGCUUCAUGUCAUCACAAAAGAUUCCAAUGGUGGUGUUGCGGUAUUGCAGGCUGACUUGCAGAAGCAUGCUGGCUCUUUCCCGUCAACUUCGUCAUCUCCUCCGCCCAAGUCCUCACAUGAAACCUCUGAUUCAUUGGCAGAAGCAGAUAUAGAUGUCUGGAAGGUCAUUGCUACUAAGAAUUUUGGAUCAGCUGAACUGGUCAGCUGUCAGGUUCUUGAUAUCUGAUAGUAUAUUAAGCUCAUGGAUGGUGCCUAUUUAUGUGUUUGUUUAUUCAAAAGCUAUUAGGGCAUUGAUAUACCAUCAUCAUUUAUAAGUUUUUAUAAGAUGUUUCUCUCUGCAUUUGAUUUGGAUGGGUUGUAUAUCAACAGUGUUGGAAAGUAUGGAUGAUGCCCUAUGCCCAUGGUGGCAAAGUGAGUAGCAUGGGGGUAAAGAGAGAAGCAUGGAAUCAGUGGUUUUAAUGGUGCUGCGAAUCAUAAAUAUUUCGUCCAGAUGUUUGUGACUUCAUAAUGCAGUCUCACCGUCUCAAGUCUUAUGGAUGCACUUCCUGGAGGCAGUUGCAUCUUCACAAAUGGUCAUCUUAUGGAUAACUUGCAUGCAUUCGAUUACCAUUUAAUUCUGUAACCUAGCUCCUCAGAUAGUUACAGAGUUAGUAUAUAGCUUCUUCUUCUUUUUCUUUUUUUGGCCCCUAUAGGGACAUUGAAGAUGUACUAUUGCUUUCUUUGAUUGAUCUCUUUGUCAAUCUAGAGGGAUGCAUCCUUCCUUUUCUA
Messenger RNA from Magnolia sinica, 2281 nucleotides. RefSeq names its product F-box/kelch-repeat protein At1g22040-like. Lineage: Eukaryota; Viridiplantae; Streptophyta; Magnoliopsida; Magnoliales; Magnoliaceae. The coding region runs from base 306 to 1739 and encodes 477 amino acids. The record is from RefSeq and is a predicted model, not a curated record. Gene Ontology annotation, molecular function: protein binding. The transcript is spliced from 2 exons.